Molecule: messenger RNA, 5581 nt
Organism: Bombus huntii
Lineage: Eukaryota; Metazoa; Arthropoda; Insecta; Hymenoptera; Apidae
Product: zinc finger protein 628-like
Exons: 6
Coding region: 707-1924 (405 amino acids)
Cellular component (GO): nucleus
Source: RefSeq, a predicted model, not a curated record
CGGUAGGCGUGGCCUCCAGGUAGCGGAGAAGCGCAGGUGAGAAGAGAGAAAAGCCGAACAGGUAAGCAGCCGAGCCACGGGCAGACUGCGACGCGCGCUCCACGCGAGACCGUGCGUGUACCCUCGUCGGUCAGACCGGGGCCAGUCAGGGUCCUGCUGUUAGCCAGGACGCUCCGAGAGUAUCUUCCGGAAGACCAACCAACGGACAGCUGUCGGGCUACCUGUGCGAUUCUUCUUUGCUCUACGGAUCAUCCGAUUCCGUCUACUUGCUCGUUUCAUCGAUCGCCUCUCACGAUUCGAAGAAAAUUAUUCUGUUAUCAACUGCGUACAACCGCAUACAACGUUGCUUUGUGAUAGAAAAAUCAUCUGGCUUGAAAGAGUGUUGAAAAUACGUUUCUCAGAGAAGUGUUACUCGUCUUGCAUCUGUAAUAAUCGAUUCCAAGCAUCGAACUGAACCGCCUUGGACGCGCGAACCGGGUACGAGACCGCGACCUUGGCGAACCACGUGGAGGAUCGCCAGCGAGCAGCCCAGUGAAUGGAAAAACUGUACGUGCGUCGGGACUGUCUGUGGGGUUGAUACCGAUUGUGUACGUCGUUUGUGCGUUCCUUGAUCUCUAGUGCCAAUAAAAAGAGACUACGAUUCGCUGCUCGCCUCCAUGAACAGUCGCAAGACUUAGGGGACUAAUCGAUCGACCAAUUGGACGCAAUGUGCGAAGCGGUGCCGCGUACUUGGUACAUGAAACCGGAACUUCACUACAGCGCCAUUGGAGUUCCGGCGGGCGCUCUGUCACCCCCGGCCACGCUUUCACCGCCUAGCAGCCCCAGCGUCACGCUGCCGCCUUCGCCGUGGAGUCCUGGCGCGGCUGCAAGUAGCUUGAACACCGCUGCGACAUCCUCCAAUCCUUCUUCGGUUUCCUCCACGAGCCUCGGCCAACCGACACCGGACCGUUUCAGCGCUUUCACCCUCGUCUCCACCUGUAAUUCCGACGCCAGACUUCAGAGUCUACCGCUGACCAACACAACCACGGCACGAGAGAUGCGUUGUGGUCUGAUGUAUGGUGGUUAUGGGUCGACCGGGGCUGCAUGGUGGGCUGCUCAACACCAGUUGAGUCUCUUGCUGCCCCAUUCCCUGUUGCCACCCUCGAGGAUUUCUAACCAGCAAACUACACCGGUUGCAAAUUGCUCGCCUAUUCACCCAGAACCCCUGAACACGUCCAGAGCUGGCUCGCCACGAAGAUGCACCCCGGAGAAGGCGAAGUUCGAGGAGGAGGCGCCGCUAAAUUUAAGUACCAAACCUAACGACGUUUCGUCCACCAUGAACCGAAAGAGUGAAAUUUGGUCACCGGGAACAGUCUGCGAGAGGGAAGCGAAAGAAACCAGGAUACUAUCAUCCAGGAGUCCAUCCUCGACGCCUGUAAUCACUCGACAAAUCCAUCAUUCACCGUUGACACCACCCUCCUCUUCGGAAAGGACAUUCCAAUGUAAACAAUGUGGGAAAGCCUUCAAACGUUCGAGCACUCUCAGCACUCAUCUUUUAAUACACUCUGACACCAGACCGUAUCCCUGUCAAUAUUGCGGCAAGAGGUUUCAUCAGAAAUCAGACAUGAAGAAGCACACUUACAUUCAUACCGGUGAGAAGCCGCAUAAAUGCGUGGUGUGUGGCAAGGCGUUCUCCCAGAGCAGCAAUCUGAUCACGCACAUGCGCAAGCACACAGGCUACAAACCGUUCCAGUGUGGUCUCUGCGACAAGGCGUUCCAGAGGAAGGUGGAUCUGCGACGUCAUCGAGAAGGACAGCAUCCAGCCGCCCCGGCGCUCGAUUAUCGCUCGCUCCAACUACCCUCGCAGCCCGCCAACGUCAAACACUCUCCUCCUCUACAACCUGCCCCCGGUUAUCACAUGAUACCUGUCCCCGGUAAUAGUUGAGAUUCUUUCACGAUCUUGUCACGAACACCGUCUGCCUGUCAUUUCCUUCUUCUUGCUCUUUGUCCCCGCGUGAAUGCCGAAGAGGCACAGUUGAAGAGAGAGAAGUACUAUACAUAGCAAAAUGAGAGAUAAGGAAGAGAUGGAUAUGCGGAUGCAAAUUGGAAGAUAAUGGAUGGAUAGGAUGAUACAGUAUGUGUGUAGGGUGUUGAGAGGUUUGUUGAAGAUAACAAGAUAAGAAAAAGAGCGUGUGUUAUUAGUAUCAAAUAGAUAUGAAAUCUAUUCUCGUUUCGGUAACUGCGGUAGAUUUGAAGUUCAAGUAUUCUUUAGGGAUGUUGCUGUAGCUACACUUGGUAAAGCUACACUUUGUUCAGAUUUUAACAAUCCUCGGAGAAAUUCCUUAAAGAAGAGAAAUUCCAAUCGAAAGAAAUAUUAUAAAAGUUCGAAAUCGACUCCAAAAAUGAACUACUCUUAAUUACAAUUGCUACGUGACGAAUGAAAGAAUCAUAUUUUAACAAAUUUCGUAACUUCCAGUACAACCAACGAUCGUACGUUGUACAGAAGAGAACUAUCGUUUUUCCAAACGACUCGAAUCACAUGUUCCCACGUCUUUGGAACGUUACAUUCUUUCUCAACACCCUCUGUUCACGCUCGUAUACAAAACACGGAAAUAUUAAAAGAUCGGAAGAACAAACGAGGAAGAAUGCUCGUUUAUACGAUGCACGGUAGUUCGAUCGAGAUUCAAAGCGGACAAAAGUACGACCAUCGUGAUCGAAGAAUCACGCAUUCCACGAACAAUCGCUUAUAUUUCGAACGCAACAAAUUUGCAUUUUCUAUCGUCAAAGGAAGAUUCGAACUGCGUAACGAACGUAUUAGAUGUAGGCAGACACCUGUUCCAAGUGGCUGGCCCUGUUAAUAACCGGUACUUGUAUACCUGCGAGCUGUUCAACAAUGAAAAAACGCCUUAGGGGAGGCACGCUUUUGCAUAUUUCUCGAGCUAAACUAGCGGUCCUCGGCGAGUGUUACGAGAUCGACCACUGUUUUGAGGUAGGGAACCUUCAGCCGUCCAUUAUUGCUGUACUUUCGGUAUGUAACGUACAUGUAUAUAUAUAAAUAUACAUCUUAUAUAGAUAUAUAUUGACAAAAAUUAUGUUAUAUAUACAUAUGUGUGUAUAAUUAUAUAUACAUAUAUAUAAUUAUAUAUAUGUAUAUAUAUACACGCAUUGAAGCAAGCAGAUACGUGUGUAUACAUAUGUACACGUAUAUACGUGCGUGUCACGUACAAAGAUACGUAUUUAGGAAAAAUUAAAGAAGUUAUAGAAGACUAUGGAAUUCUUUAGUUUAAAAAAAAAAAAAAAAGAGUAUUGAUUUUCGAUAUUACGUAUGAAAUUCAGCGGCGUAUUUCGCGAAAAAGAAAAGACGCUAUCGUGUGUUUGCAUGUGUGUACACAUAUAUCGGCGCGUAUAAAUCCGUAUAAUAUUAUAUCCGAGCCAGCGUUACCAAUUGCACGUGCAGGGUUUUCAAAUACUUAGUUGUAUGCUCAUUUACAUUUAGAAGCGAUUUUGCUAAUCACUUAAUCGCUCGAGUGGCAAUGUGUCGAGCGAAGUAUAAUUCUUGGUAUUCUGAAGUAUAGAUCUUGGUAUUUCAUAUAAAAAUAUAAAAACCAUUUGUUAGUGUUGUAAGAAAAAAUGUAUAAACAAUCUUGUAACAUAUCUGAUCUUUAGAAAAGCUCGUUUUUCCUUUAGAGAUUAUUAAAAUGAAUAUAAAGUGAAUUCGUUCGACGAUCAAAUCUGUGGGACGAAAAAUAAUUGAAUUUGAAUCUUGUAAAACUUUUUAUGCCAUCGUCAUCUCUAAAAGAGACGACGAUAACGAAGAUACAGUAUAAAGUGUAGCUAAUUGUAAUUAAAUUGCCACUCGAGAGAUUGGAAAGUAAGAAGUUCUUUCGAAGUGUGUUUUUAUAUAAUAAUUAAAUAUCGAUCGAGUAUCGAUUAAAUGUACAGUCGUGCCGCAAUAAUCACCAUGCUGCCCGGUAUUUUUCAUAUUUUUUACUAUUUCUACCUCCUGCAAUCAGACUCACGAGUGGACAGAAGGUCUAUUUCAAAGGAACGUGUCUUAUUUAAAUUAAUCGUUUUUAUUAAUAACGCUAUUUCAUCGUACUUUUUAGUUUAGGAAUUUUUGAUCGCAAAUAGGAAGAUGAAUUAUUAUAAAAAAAUAAGCGGAUUUUUCUUAAUAAAGCAAUGCAAUUGCUUGGCAAUUAUUCGCGCGAUAUUUUUAAAUAUGUACGAAAUUUAUAUCUAGAAUUGUAAAAAAUGUGUAUGGAUAAUGUUAAUUUUAUGUUUAGGUAGAAAUCUUAUUUUUUAUUAGCUUGUAAAAUUCCUUUUUCGAAAUGUAUAGAAAUUAUAAAAAGAAUUGUAUUUUCCAAAGCCAAAGAAAUGUUUAUUCAUCUUGUGCAAUUAAUAUUAGUUUUAUUUAGAUUCUCAUAGAGAAAUUAAAUGACAAAAUCUCAUGUGCUUUUUAUUUGCGAUAAAAAUUUCUGCUUAAGUACCGAAACUCCACCGGUGCCAUCGAAAGCAAAAAACAGAUUUUUGCCCGAGGAAAUGAACAAAAAGACGCGAACUUUUAAACUCGCGUUAAAUUCGAUCUAGUUGAAAGAAAAAUCCCAUAAAUCGGAAACUUGUAUCUUUUUAUCGGCAAUUUCUCGAGCUUGGAACCACUCGUUAAAGAAAGAAAUUAUUAGUUAAGCGCUGUUCUUCGAUACGUUCCGCCCUUCAAAUUGUACUAAUUGCACAAAAGUAAUUGCGAGAAGAAAAAAUUCGGGGACGAUGUAUUGUAAAUAAUUUUAUGUUCUCGUCGAAUUAGGAGAGAAACGAGGCAGAAAGGAAAAAGAAAGGACUAAACGAUUUCACUAGAAAUUCGAUGUCUGGCAAAGAAUCAUAGCGGCUAGAGGACCAAAGAUAUAUUAUAAGUCGGACCUAGUCGAAUGGUAUUGUUCGGGUCGAGAUGAAAAUUCAGUGAAAAUGUAAAAAAUCGCCACGCCCGAAAAUUCACCAAAGACUUUGGUCCUUUUUUGCGUACGUACGAAUUGUAUUAUAUCUACUAUUAAGAUUAAUCGAUCGUCCAAUUGAGAGCGAGAUAUCACCGUAAGAAGUUGAUAUUUUUUCAAUGUCUCUAAUUACAAUCGUCGAAAUAAUUGUUAAACCGUGCGAUCGCGUCUUAUGGUUAUGACCGUAAUUAUCGAAUUUUAAUACGUCGACGAACAAAGAUUUGUAUUCGAUCGAAUAAUCAAUCUUAACCCUGGAACUAUUGUAAUUAAUUCGUUUUCACGACCACGUGGAUCUUUAAGAUCUGCCUUCUUGGGAAAUAUCAUAGCCACUGAUUUUCCACGAUUUUUCAACGAAGUGAUCGUAACAAUUCUGUAAAUUUCUUUGGAACGUUCGAUUAUGACAAAACGAUGAUCUAAGGGUUAACGAUUAGUGAAAUUUAGAUAAGGAUGAAAGACCGAUAGAUCGAUAAGUAGAUUUAAUCGUAUGAGAGCGUGAGAGGCGUGCGAUUGUCGAGCGUAUUCGCGAGGGACUUGUAUUAAUCGGUAAAACCAAAAAAUAUGUUCAUAAUUGGUAUAAAAGUGGUAUCAAUUGAAUAAAUUGUUUUUCUUACAAAAUA